This is a messenger RNA of Rhipicephalus sanguineus (brown dog tick), 3009 nucleotides long. RefSeq lists its product as uncharacterized. Bases 1 to 3009 code for a protein of 1002 amino acids. Gene Ontology annotation, molecular function: nucleic acid binding. The transcript has a single exon. The record is from RefSeq and is a predicted model, not a curated record. NCBI's taxonomy places the organism in Eukaryota, Metazoa, Arthropoda, Arachnida, Ixodida, Ixodidae.
AUGCAAGAACGUGACGCGCGCUACUUGGGACAAUACGGGACUCUUGGCAGGCAGCGACCACAACAUCCUCGCGAUCACAAUCGAGACGCGCCUAAGAAGCCGAAACCCACGGCUCGCAUUACCGAGUGGCCGAAAUUCCGCAAGUUGCGUGAAGAAAGAGCCUCCGACACCAUUACCGACAUCAACGAAUGGAUCACCUCAUUACAAGAGCACGUGCAAGCCACAACCCGCGAGGUGGAGACCACCGCCGACUUGCACACAACCGACUCUCGCCUCCUCCACAUGUGGGACGCACACGCUGGCCUCUUGCGCAGGUGGCGACGGCAGCGUCACAACAAGAAGCUACGCCGCCGCCUCGAGACUCUAGCGCGCGAAAUCGAGAACCACAGCCUCGCCCUCGCGCAACAGCAAUGGGGCCAGCUGUGUGACGGCCUCAAUGGGCAGAUGAGCUCCAAGAGAACGUGGCACCUACUGCGGCAAUUGCUCGAUCCCUGCUCGUCAAAAUUGUCUGCACAAAAACAGCUGCAACGGCUCCUACAUCGCUACCCUGGCACGGACGCCGAGCUGCUCGACGAGCUAGCUCUUCGUUACGUGAGCCUCGCCUCGCCAGACGCGCCGCCGGAGAAAUUGCCCCCGUACAGCGGCAAACCGAACCCCCAACUGGACGAAGAUAUUACGGAGGCGGAAAUCUACGCGGCCAUGCUGAAGCUACGCACAACCUCGGCGCCUGGACCUGACGGCGUAAGCAACAAGUCCCUUCGAAACCUGGACGCCAAAUCGGUGGCUGCGCUCACGCAGUACGCGAACGAGUGCUGGCGCUCGGGCCACAUACCGCAAGAGUGGAGGCACGCGAAGCUCGUAUUUAUCCCCAAGCCAGGCAAGAAGGUGGACAUCACCAACUUGCGCCCCAUAUCGCUCACCUCUUGUCUUGGCAAGCUGAUAGAACACGUUGUCCUAGCCAGAUUACAGACCUACGCUGAAGAAAAUGACCUCUUCCCUCCCACGAUGCUCGGCUUCCGCGCCCACCUAUCUACGCAAGACGCGCUCGUGCAGAUACACCACGACCUCCUUCGGACCCCGCCGAAAGCCGGCACUCGCGCCGUGCUCGGUCUUGAUCUUCACAAGGCCUUCGACUCGGUGCGACACACGGCCAUCGCCUCCAACCUUGCCGCCAUUGACCCGGGCGAGCGGACGUACAACUAUGUAUGCGACUUCCUCUCUAACCGCACCAUCGAAUUUUCGUUGGCCGGCGGCUGCACUUCUAAACGCCUCACACUCGGAGACAGAGGCACCCCUCAAGGAGCAGUUUUGUCUCCAUUCCUAUUUAACCUUGCCAUGCGCACGCUCCCUUCUUCACUCGAUCGGAUCCCGGGUCUCCGUCAUACCAUCUACGCCGACGACGUCACGCUGUGGACGACUACGGGCUCAGACGGACAGAUCGAGGAGACCCUCCAACGUGCGGCCGACGCCGUCGUUAGCCACGCGACGCAGGCGGGCCUCACGUGCUCGGAGAGCAAGUCGGAGCUCUUACUGCUUCGCCCUCCCGACCGCCGUAGGAAUAAGUCUCCUCCCCUACCGGCCAACCACGUCUAUGUCAACGGUGUAGCCGUACCACACGUUGACCACAUCCGCAUUUUAGGCCUAUUCGUUCAAUCGAAUCAACGCAACACCAUCGCGCUAGAACGCCUCACCGUCACCGUUACUCAAACGACCCGCCUCAUCGCUCGCGUGUCGGCUCGAAAGCAAGGAAUGAAAGAAAAAGAGCUGCUCCAGCUUAUCCACGCCUUCGUCAUCUCUCGUCUCACGUACGCGCUGCCCUACCUUCGCCUACUGGGAUCCGAGAGGGACAGAGUCGACCGACUCAUCCGCAAAGUGUACAAGACGGCUCUUGGCCUCGUCCGUACGACUUCUACAUCGAAUGUCCUCAGCCUUGGCAUCCACAACACCGUCGACGAACUCAUCGAAGCACACCGUACAGCACAAAUCCAGCGACUUCGCGGCAGCAAGACCGGCCGCUGGAUACUCGCUCGCAUCGGCCUCACCGCCUCGCCAUCGGGCGCAGACCCGGCCUCAAUACCGCCGCCUUUACGUCGACGUUUUUUCAUCAAGCCACUGCCGAAAAAUAUGCUUGCUGGGCAUCACGACGGUAGACGGCGAGCACGAGCCCAAGCCUUAAACGACGCCUACGCCUCGCGGCCCGAUGCGGCCUACGUGGACGCGGCACGCUACCCCUCUCAACCAAGCGCGUACGCACUCAGCGUAAUGGCUACUCGCACCCCCCUCGACACCAACGCAGUCUUACGAGUAGCCGGCUCCGUCCGUGCCCUCCACCCUGCCGAAGCCGAGGAAGCGGCCAUAGCUCUCGCGGUGACCUCCGGGUUCACCACGAUUCUCAGUGACUCGAAAACCGCGAUCUCCCAUUUCGCUCGCGGUACCGUUGCUCCCGGUACCUUAAGGCUCCUUCAGUCCCUCGCCCACUUCGAAGACGAGGAUCCACCUCCCAUAUCUCUCAUCUGGGUCCCUGCGCACGCGGGAAACCCGGGGAACGAGGCCGCCCACCGACAAGCUCGAGAAUUCGUCAACCGAGUGGUGGGCCGCGCCACGAACCCCGAGGACCUCGGCGAGCCCCUGACCUCCUAUCACGAAAUAGCCCAGCACUAUCGCCUCGGGCGUCGAACGAAACCACCGCCGCAUCCCAAACUCACGAAACCACAAGAGAUCGCGUGGCGUCGCCUCCAAACGAACUCCUUCCCGUGCCCACAGGUGUACACACACAUUUACCCCGAUCUGUUCAGUCCACACUGCUCGCAGUGUGGCUCCGUCGCCUCCCUCUCUCACAUAUUAUGGGACUGCAGCGAGGAUCCACCCCCGCCUGAUCUCCUGACCACUCCCUCGCCCGAGGCGUGGGAAAGUGUACUCCGCAGUACGAGCCUCGAAAUACAGCUCCGGGCCAUACAACGAGCCGAGGAGGUGGCCGCCAGGCACGGCCUGACCGCCAUCCCUCUGUGA